Molecule: messenger RNA, 651 nt
Organism: Cyclocybe aegerita
Lineage: Eukaryota; Fungi; Basidiomycota; Agaricomycetes; Agaricales; Hemipholiotaceae
Source: the annotation of a GenBank genome assembly
AUGUCCGUCGAGUUGCAGCUCCGCUCGAUUGUCCUCAUCACCGGCCGCGUCGGCCCACACUGUGCAGAGGAUAUUCAGCAGACCUCAUGCAUCCUCUCGCUGUUUGGUCCACAAAGGACGUCAGUCUUUGGCGCUGAGUCAGACCGUCUGAUUUCGUCAAUGCCUGUCGAACUCAAAGGUAGCUGCCACUGUGGUGCCGUGAAGUUCAGUUUGCUAUCCAGCACUCCCGUCCCCUACCAGCUCUGCGUGUGUUCCAUCUGUCGAAAAGUUGGAGGCGUCGGAGGUUCUAUCAACCUGGGUGGCCACAGCGAGACCCUGAAGGUCGAAGGCAAGGAGAAUAUUAGCGUUUACAAGGCUGUCAUGGGUCGAGACACGCCCCAGCAGACGAUCGCAUCUUCCGAACGCAACUUUUGCAAGAAAUGCUCGUCUAUGCUUUGGUUGUAUGACGAACAAUGGCCUGAAUUGAUCCAUCCUUUCGCCUCUGCGAUCGAUUCCCCGGAACUGGAGGUUCCUGAGACCAUGACCGUUUGUUUGGUGUCGUCGAAGCCAGCCUAUGUUCGUCUUCCCGAAGGCGACAAGAAAGUGUACAAGAAAUACGGCCCUUACUCCUUGGAAGAAUGGCACAAGAAGCACAAUCUCUACAAAGCUUGA